AUGUAUAGCGACGCCUGGCUUUACGACUACGAAAACAAGGACCCGACGGUUGAGUCCCUUCAGGAACAGUACCGGUAUAUCGAGAGUGUAAUUAACAAAUCGCUGGAUCGCGACCACCAACACAGCCAACAAUACGAAGACCUAUCCAUUGCCAAACUCCCUGUGUCUCACUUUUUGGGUGAUCAAAAGCCUCCGACAUCUCUCUGUAUAGAUCCCGUGCCUAAAGACAAUUGCGAUUCAAUUCCCUACACAAGUGCUUACGUGAAUAGACAACAAAAGCAGAUUUUGUACGCAAAGGAUAUCCACGAGAAAUAUAGCCAAAGACAACAGAACCUCAACCCGCAAAUCGAGUCCGCCAUCAAUAAUAUCACGAGCAGUGAAUUCAUUGGUUAUUACUUUUACGAACAGAUGGCAUGGUACUUUAAUCGUGACAGCGUAGCGUUGCCAGGGUUUCACGCGUAUUUUCAGAGUAGGGCCGACGAUCUGAUGAAACUUGCUAGAAAGUUCAUGGAAUACCAGAACAAACGUGGUGGUCGUGUCAUAUUGGGCGACAUUACUGCGUAUCCAACACAGAACGACUGGACACCACUGGAGGCAAUGACCAAGUCUAUAUUCGUGGAACAGACUAUCAUGCAACAUCUACUAAAACAGAACGCAUUGGCCGAGAGUCUAAAGGAUUCUCAAUUUAGCGGCUUUUUGUCCAACUUUUUGAAUGAACAGGUUAUCGAUCUCAAGGAAAUGACUGAUCACGUGACACAAUUGAAGCGAGUGGGCCCAGGAAUCGGCGAAUAUCUAUACGAUAAAGAUUCUAUAUUG
This is a messenger RNA of Medioppia subpectinata, 816 nucleotides long. NCBI's taxonomy places the organism in Eukaryota, Metazoa, Arthropoda, Arachnida, Sarcoptiformes, Oppiidae. The record is from the annotation of a GenBank genome assembly.